AUGUGGAGGGAGCGGCGGCGGCAGCCGCCGCUGCUUCUGCUAGUGGCCGGCGCGGCCCUGCUGAGCCACGGGCCGUGGUACGACGUGGAGACCGGGCGGCGCGACGGCAACGUCACCGUGGCCGAGUACGUCGAGAACGACCUGCCGCCGCCGGACUCCAACAUCGUCGACGUGAAGACCUUCUUCAGCGUCAAGUCGCUCAACUCCAAGGACAUUGCCGUCCUCUUCGGUAGCUAG
This is a messenger RNA of Miscanthus lutarioriparius, 237 nucleotides long. NCBI's taxonomy places the organism in Eukaryota, Viridiplantae, Streptophyta, Magnoliopsida, Poales, Poaceae. The record is from the annotation of a GenBank genome assembly.